AUGAAGGAGGUUUUGAAUGGCAAAAUCAGAUUUGUCGAUGAUAGGAGUUUGAUUGCAGAGGGGUCUGGUCGGAUUGUGCUACGAGAUGAAAAUGGGAGAGAAGUGGUGAUAGAUGAAGUACUGUUCGUUCCAGGACUCAAAACAAAUUUACUGAGUUUGGGACAACUAUUACAGAAAGGUUUUGCAAUGAAGAUGGAGAAUAACUAUUUUAGUAUUUUCGAUCAGAGCAAAAGAAUGGUUAUUAAGGCAAGUUUGUCUCAAAACAGAACCUUCCGUGUGAUAAUGAAGGCUGUGAGGCAUCAAUGUUUUUAUGCAGUAGGAAAGUCAAUCGAGUGGUUGUGGCAUCUACGUUUUGGACACCUAAAUUUUAGAGAUUUGUUUCGGAUGAGUCAACGUUCUAUGGUGAGUGGUUUGCCUUUGGUUAACAUUCCAGAAUCUAGUGACAAAAAGCUCAAAGUGUUAAGAACGGUUGGAGGGGGUGAGUACAUCUCGGCAGAAUUUCAGACUUAUUGUGAAAAGGAAGGAAUAAUUCAUGAGUUGACUCCUCCUUACACACCGGAGCACAAUGGCACAACAGAAAGAAAGAAUCGCACCAUAAUGAAUAUGGUAAGGUGCAUGUUGAAGAGCAAAGAGCUGCCAAAAUUUUUAUGGGGAGAAGCAGUGUUGGCUGCAACAUAUAUUUUGAACAGAACGCCCACUAAAAGAUUGAAGGAUAUUACCCCAAAGGAAGCCUGGAGUAAGAUCAAGCCAAAUGUGGAGCACUUGAGAGUAUUUGGCUCCGUCUGCUUCAAACACGUGCCAGACCAGUUGAGGAGAAAGCUGGAUGAUAAGGGAGUGCCACGGAUUUUGGUUGGCUAUCAUCCAAUUGGUGGAUAUAAGCUGUACAAUCCAGAAACUGGGGAAGCUAUGGUUAGUAGAGAUGUGGUAGUUGAUGAGGAAAGAGUGUGGGAUUGGAAGACUAUGCAGAGAAAGAGUAUAACUCUUCAGUUGGAAGAUGAGACUUCGGGAGUAACUUCAGAAGGGAACCUGGUCCAUUAUGCUCUUGUUGCUGAAGCUGAACCCGUGACAUUUGAGCAAGCAGUUGCUGAUGAUAAGUAG
This is a messenger RNA of Vigna radiata var. radiata (mung bean), 1098 nucleotides long. RefSeq lists its product as uncharacterized. Lineage: Eukaryota; Viridiplantae; Streptophyta; Magnoliopsida; Fabales; Fabaceae. The transcript is spliced from 3 exons. Gene Ontology annotation, molecular function: nucleic acid binding. The record is from RefSeq and is a predicted model, not a curated record. Bases 1 to 1098 code for a protein of 365 amino acids. Gene Ontology annotation, biological process: DNA integration.